Molecule: messenger RNA, 2512 nt
Organism: Oncorhynchus nerka (sockeye salmon)
Lineage: Eukaryota; Metazoa; Chordata; Actinopteri; Salmoniformes; Salmonidae
Gene: hhat
Product: hedgehog acyltransferase
Exons: 12
Coding region: 448-1953 (501 amino acids)
Biological process (GO): protein palmitoylation
Cellular component (GO): endoplasmic reticulum
Molecular function (GO): palmitoyltransferase activity
Source: RefSeq, a predicted model, not a curated record
AGAGCAGGUAGUUUGCCCCCGGUGAUGCGUUGUGCAGACCUCACUACCUUCUGGAGAGCCUUGCGGUUGUUUGGCGGAGCAGUUGCCCUACCAGGCGGUGAUACUGAAGUUUGUGAUUGUUUUUGGUGACAAGCCGAAUUUCUUCAGCCUCCUGAGGUUUAUUCGUUGACAUUACUAGUUAUCUUACAGACUGUGGCUUUCCUCUCUUAUGAAACAUAUUUAGGCAUAUCGAUAUAAAAAUAUGAAACGGGUCUGCAUUUUAUUUGAUUGGCACUGAAUUCAUCCAAUCAUGUCCAAUCAGCAACCAAGGAAAAUGUGGGCGGAGAUUUCCUGAAUCCUGAGCGUUCAACAAUAUUCCAAGGUAGUGGUGUUCACUCUCGGUCUAUAGGCAAGUCGGAAGAUAUAGCCCGAGGUAUUUCUUUGUUUCACAAUGCAUUCUUGGUACUGAUGGCCAAACAGAGCUCAACCCUUGCGGCGUUGCCGAGAGCGGAGGUCUGUGCCUACUGGGUGCUCUCUUUUGGCUCCCAUCUCUACUCAUUCUAUCAACUGCACAUAUUCUCCAAAGAGCAUGAAGCAGGAUUGGAGAGACAGUUCCAACUGGAGAAAGGCUUUCUAAUAUGGGGGCAUAAAAAGGACCCUACAGACUUUGAGUGGAGUUUCUGGAGUCACUGGGCUAGAAAGUCUUUGCUGUGGACUUUUUUGGGCCAUGCCGUGGUCUCCAGACUAGCCAGCUUCUUCAUUCCUAAGUUCAGAGUGACAGCUCUGUUGGCCUAUGGUCUCCUUGUGGCUUGCUGUGCAGUGGGGAUUAAAGGAUUGGGCGUGGUCCUUGGCCAUCUGGGCCUGUCAUUGGCUGUUGCCCAGCUGUGUAACCCUGCCCUGUCCUGGAGCUGUGCCCUGCUGCUACUUUCCACCCUCCACAUCCCCCCACUGCAGGAGAUACAGAGAAGCUGGUACCAGACAGAAGAGGAGUACUACCUCUUACUCUUCAGUGUGGCAGUGUGUGGCCUGCGCUUCAUCAGCUUCAGCCUGGAGCACUGCUGGCGCCCCCUGGAGGCUGGAGGACUGCAGCAGCAGGUCUACUGGCUGACCGCUUACUCCUUCUACCAUCCUUUGUUCUUCAACGGACCCAUCCUCACCUUCAAGGACUUCCUCCAACAGAUGCAGGUACCUGUGAAGGAUCGUGGUGCUAGGAUUACGUUCCUCUCGCUGCUGGCCAACGCUGGCAGGAUCUGUGUGUGGUGGCUUAUAGCAGAGUACAUGAUACACCUGAUGUACAUGCACACUAUACAGGCCAACGAAACAUAUCUGGAGAUCCUGCCACCUUGGGCCUUGGGUGGGCUGGCCCUGGCAUUAGUCCAGUUCUUCUAUGUGAAGUACCUGGUUCUGUUUGGUGUUCCGUCUCUGCUAGCUGGACUGGAUGGGCUGGCCCCCCCGAAGCUACCACGCUGUGUCAGCAUUAUGCACAGUUUCACAGGAAUGUGGAGACACUUUGACGUCGGGCUGUAUCACUGGCUCAUCAGGUACAUUUACAUCCCAUUAGGAGGUUCUCACCAUGGGCUGCUGUGGAAGAUGCUGUCCACGGCUCUGGCAUUUGGCUUUGUAUGUUUCUGGCAUGGAGGACAUGACUACCUACAGUACUGGGCUCUGAUGAACUGGGUCGGGGUGCUGGUGGAGAAUGGAGUGACCAUCCUCAUCUCUUCUCCCCUCGUCUAUCCAUCUAUUGAGCGCUGUAUCUCCCCAGCCAUGAGGAGGCGAUGUUUGGCUCUCAUCUCAGCCUUCUCCACAGCCAUGCUCAUUCUGUCCAACCUCAUCUUCCUUGGGGGAAACCAUGUUGGCAGGAUCAUGUGGAAGAGGGUCUUUAUACAAGGUUGGUGUACAGUGGCUCCACCCAUGUUAGCCUUCCUCUAUUGCUUUGCCCAGAUCGGACUGGAGUGGGAACACAACCCACCCUAAAUCACCAACCCCACAGAGACUGUUGGAAGGGAGGCAGAACUCACCCUUAAACACCAUCACACAGUGCUGACUCUGCUAUGUGGGGAGAACAACCCACAUUAAACCACCCCACAGUGGACUCGGGUAGCCUAGCAGUUAAGAGCGUUAGGCCAGUAACCAAAAGGUUGCUGGUUCGAAUCCUGAGCUGACUAAGUGAAAAAUCUCUGUGCCCUUGAGUAAGGCACUUCAACCCUAAUUGACCCUGUAAGUCGCUCUGGAUAAGAGCGUCUGCUAAAUGACUUAAAUGUAAGUGGACUCUGCAAUGUGGGGAGAACAACCCACUGUAACCACCCCACAGUGCACUCUGCUAUGUGGGAAGAGCAAACCUGUCCUUUACUACCCACCCACAGUGGGGACUAUCAAUGAGACCUGCUGAGGAAAACACUGGACACAUGUACGUAUGUGACUAUAAGAAAGUGACCUACAGUAUAAGAAACCUGUCCGCCAAACUACCUGUACCUAUGAGAACUGCUGCUUAAUACUUGGGUGCAUAGAGUAAAACACAUAUAUGGAAAAACAA